Molecule: messenger RNA, 2313 nt
Organism: Talaromyces rugulosus
Lineage: Eukaryota; Fungi; Ascomycota; Eurotiomycetes; Eurotiales; Trichocomaceae
Exons: 2
Coding region: 1-2313 (770 amino acids)
Biological process (GO): rRNA processing
Cellular component (GO): nucleus
Source: RefSeq, a predicted model, not a curated record
AUGGGCUCCUCCACCUCGCUCCGCGCCAUCACCCACCGUCUGACAACGACCCCAGUCCAGGACCUCCCGCAUGUGGCUCCAUACGUCGCGGCGUCGCUCAGCGACUGCAGUGAUAUAAUCUCCGCGCCGCAAGCCAAAAAGACUGCCAAUUCGGACGACAACGAUGCUCUGCUCGUUAACAAACUCAAGGCCCGCGUGACGAGCCUGGUGCAGGACCGCACUCCUGAGGGCAGAUGGACUGGAGUCGUUUUGGUCAAGGCGACGAUAGAAGCUGGCCAAUGGGAAAUUCUACACGAGUGUGCUCCUUGGGUUCGCGGGCUGUUGUCGAUUCUCUCUAAAUACGACCCGAUAUCGACAAAACGGCUGUCCAUUAUAACCUUGACUCGCAUUUUCCAUUUGACAUAUCAAUAUCCAACAUUGGUUCGAGAAAUAACAACCCCGAGUUUGCCGAACUUUGUCACGGCUCUGCUGAAUCUAGUCUCCGUGAAGCAACCGAACGGAGAGCAGUCGCUGUCAAAAGCGCCACUUCUUCUGGAAACCGUUCUAUCAGCAUUCACAGAACUCAUCAGUCGGCACCCGACGAUAUUCCGCCCCUUCUCCAACCAGCUACAAAACUUGUUGUUGCAAAUUGUGGGCUCGUCUAAUCUCAGCUCUUCCCUAUCCUCGGAGACCGUCCACCUCGCGCAAACCCUUUUUGUGUCCUUGCAUCACUGCGCGCCGAAAAACACGUCAAGCGAAAAAUGGACAAAAGACUGUAAGAAUACCAUCACUUCUAUACAUCAAACUGCAGAUCAUAUCUUCCGGAGUGUGGUGGAGCAGUGGGAAUCCUCCAACCCUCAGUUUAAAGCUACCCAAAGCUCGAUAGUUCAAGGCCCGACGCCUGGAGACGAUGGAUCAAACGCUUUAGGUCUCCCGUCAUGGCAAGGGGUCAAUUCAGGUGCGACUAGAGUGGUAACUCUCCUCGGCCUGCUCUCUCGCUUUAUCUCAGGGCGAACACAAUCCGUUGUCAACAUCCCCGUCGGGGCUAUCCUGGAUUUGACAUCUCGACUAACAGCUGUCACUUUUCCCGCGGCUGGUGACGACAACACUCAGGCAAAUCGAGAAUUCAGCCGAGAAGAGCGAGUGGCACUCUGGAACGAAUUGCCGAGGAUCCAUACUGCGUGUAUAGAUCUCUUUCGCGCAACUACCCGAACGCUCGGAUCGAGUCUAAUAUCUGUUGCGCAAUCCAUCCUUGAACAAACAACCUGGAUUUUCGAAGCGGAGUUCUUCAAUAGUCAUCUCCGCACAUCUUGUUAUCUUUUGAUAACUGAGAUCCUACCUUUGGUAGGACCUUCAAUGUCAAAAUCAAAUGUCUUCUCCGUCGCUACUCUGAUCCGAAAAUGCUGCCAUGACCUUAUACCAGCCGAUGAUAACCGAACUUCUAAAGUUCAGCAUUCAGAACCCAAAGCAAAAUCCAAAGGCGCCCAAACUAUGAACGUGGAUGCCUUUCUCAAUCCUGCGCACGGUGUCAGUCAAACGAAAGACCUUGCAUCAACAGAGACGUAUUCAGCAGCCCUGGAACUCCUUCCUCACCUCUACAAUUUCUUGCCAGUUGGAUACAUUCCGUUACCGCUGCGAACAGAGAUGGAUCGAGCUGCUAUAUUGACCGCAAAUCGGGCAGCUAUGAGCUCUAGUGUGAUGAAUCCUAUGCCCCCCGUCAAAGGACGCAGGACGACUCCAAGUAUUCUACCAUUCCUUGCGCGAAGGCAUUCCAAGGAACUAGAAGUUGAGUGUUUGCUUCGGCCACGAAUGCCUGUCAUAGUUGGAAGUGCCGGCGGAGUUUACGAGGCAGAUGACUACGAAGAAGAAGAAGAAGACGACUCGAACCAUGUACCUGUCACUGUUUCCGCUCUCAGCAACGCCCAAGAUGUGCGAUUUGCGGCAACGAAUGAGCCUUCGUCAGAAUCAACUGAGACACACACAGUGCAGUCACGAAAUAAGAACGAUAAUCUCGAUGAAAGCAAUCCCAAACGCCCAAACGAUCUACCUCAGGAACCCCAGUUGGCUAAAAAGGCACGUUUCGAAGAUGGAACUUUCUCAACUACAUUUCGAUCUACUCCCGUAACCCUGUCGGAAGUAAGCUUGUCGCCUGCUGUCGCCCCGUUAGCAUCAGCACCGCCCUUGCCGGCUGUCAGCAGCUCAGUUACAGCUCCUCCGGUUGAGUCUACAGCUUUGUCGGGAGUUGUGGCUAAAGCUCAAAAUGAUGAUGAGGAUAGCGAUGAAGAUAUGCCAACUUUGAAUCUUGAGCCGGACACUGACGACGAUGAUGAAUAG